GGCGUGCCGUGCGUCAUUACGUCACUGAACAGCUGGCUAUAAAUACCGGUUCUCGCACCGCGUUCUUCCUUUUAGGAGGGCUUCUCCGAAAUGGCGCCGAAAAAAGAUAAAAAGCUUAAAAAAACUAUUUGCAAGUAUAACCUUGAUCUCACCCGUCCGGUAGAAGAUGGAAUAUUUGAUUCAGGAAAUUUUGAGCAGUUCCUGAAGGAAAAAGUUAAAGUGAAUGGAAAAACAGGAAACCUGGGAAAUGUAGUUCACAUUGAACGCUUUAAGAACAAGGUCACUGUGACGUCUGAGAGGCCGUUGUCGAAAAGGUACCUGAAGUAUCUCACUAAGAAGUACCUCAAGAAGAACAAUCUGCGUGACUGGCUGCGUGUGGUCGCAUCUGACAAGGAGACCUACGAACUGCGGUAUUUCCAGAUCAGUCAUGACGAUGAAGAGUCUGAAGCUGAGGAAUGAGCAAGGGCUUUUGUGAGGGAGUGUUUUGUUUGACGAGCAGUGUACUAAUAAACUUUCUGUUCGUGAGAACAUGUUAAA
Molecule: messenger RNA, 537 nt
Organism: Sphaerodactylus townsendi
Lineage: Eukaryota; Metazoa; Chordata; Lepidosauria; Squamata; Sphaerodactylidae
Gene: RPL22L1
Product: ribosomal protein L22 like 1
Exons: 4
Coding region: 91-459 (122 amino acids)
Biological process (GO): cytoplasmic translation
Cellular component (GO): ribosome
Molecular function (GO): RNA binding; structural constituent of ribosome
Source: RefSeq, a predicted model, not a curated record